GAAAGCAUGGUGCUUCCAACACUAUAUGAAUCAUAACUAUCUACUUGGCCAUUUUUGGUUUCGGAAGCUAAUUUAUUGCUAGGUUGAGUGUGGCUAUGCUUGGCAUCUCCUGAUUGUUGGUUGGGAUCGUUGUCAUGGACAGACAAGCAGUGCUAUACUGUUAUGGGGGGUUUUCGGAAAAAAUUGAGAUGUGAAUGUGGAUAUAUUCAGUCAAGAUUGGUGUGACUUGAGCAGCUGACAGGUAGCACAUCUUGGAAUAGUUCCUCCGACAAUUAAUGGUGGAAGACUGGGUCAUCAAAACAAUGUAUGCAACUAAACGCCGCCGGAGAACCGUCAAAAGCCCCAAGGCCCCUAUAAAGGAUCCUCCCAAAAGUAACCCCAGUAAGCGGCACCGGGAGCGCCUCAACGCAGAGUUAGACCAUCUUGCUAGUCUCCUGCCCUUUGAGCAAAGCGUCAUUUCUAAGCUGGAUAAACUCUCUAUACUCAGACUGGCCGUUAGCUACCUCAGAACCAAAAGCUACUUUCAAACAGUGCUGCCAAACCGCUAUGGCAUAGAGUCUCAUUUGAUGGGAAGGUCUCACUUAUUCCAAGAGCCAGGAUUCUCAGAGGGAGAGAGCAUAUUGCAGGCACUGUACGGGUUUUUAUUUGUAGUCACAUGCGAUGGAGAAGUGUUUUAUGCAUCUAGGACGGUAGAGCAAUACCUUGGCUUUCAUCAGUCGGACAUCAUACACCAGAGUGUGAUGGAGCUGAUACACUCAGAAGACCGGGAUGAGUUCAAACGCCAGCUGUCCUGGUCCUCAGGGCUGCCACAAGAAAAGUCCAAUAUACCACUCCAUGAAGUUAUGUUGCCAGAAAAUCAUCAUUAUCUCCAUCGGUCGUUUACAGUACGAUUCCGCUGCCUCCUUGAUAACACUUCAGGGUUCAUUACAUUAGAGAUCAAUGGCUGGAUACGAGUCUUGCAUGGACAGAACAUCCGUGCAGAAGAGCCACAACUGGCCUUGUUUGCAACCUGCUGUCCAUUUGGUCCUCUAUCCUUGUUUGACAUUCCAUCUCGGGAACUGACCUUCAAGAGCAAGCACAAGAUGGACUUCUCCCCGAUCACCAUGGACAGCAGGGGGAAGAUGAUGUUUGGAUAUGCAGACCAUGAGUUGGCAUCAACGUCUGGCUAUGACCUUGUCCAUCCUGAUGAUCUCUCCUACUUUGCAGCCGCCCAUCAAGAGUUGAUAAAAACAGGCAGUUCUGGCCUGAUUGCCUACCGAUGGCUGACCAAGUCUUUCCGAUGGCUGUGGCUUCAGUCCAGUUGUAAGGUCAUCUACAAGAACAGCAAGCCAGACUUCAUCAUUUGUACUCACAGGCAGCUCACUGAUGAUGAGGGCCAGGACCUGUUUGGCAAGCGAGGAAAUGAGUUCAAGCUUCCGUACCCACUGCUGGACAUGGACCUGUGUGCAGGCUUUGGAUUCCCGGAGGAGGAUCUUGUGUCCAAGAAACCUAACAAGAACAAGAAGAAAGCUCAGGGACGGGAAUAUUCCCAGAACACCAAGAAAAGGAAAGGUCCCUGUCCCCUGAACGUCAGCUAUGGAGGCUAUGCCCCUUUCAACUAUGACACCGGAGACUACAAGUCGGACAUUGUGUAUCCGAACAAUUUUGGAUAUGACACUGAUAUAUAUCGCUCCAAUGUGUAUGGGUCACUGACAGGUUCGAUGUACCCUAGCUCUGAUGCAUACAGACUAGAAUCUGACAAACAUAGUCUCUCUAAUGGAUACAUUUUAGAUCCCCGACAAUAUCAGCCAUCUUUACCCUACUCCACAAACAGUUAUGCAGAUAUCAUCACAUCAGCACCAAAAUAUGGUCUGGACUAUGGCUACGGUUUUGACCUUGCCAAGAAGGGCGUGUGUGAGGAAUUGCCCUUCUAUGAAAAUGACUCAAGGAAAUAUGGAUAUGAUUUCCAUCAUCAUGAACGCUUUCCAUCUCGUCUGAACGGAUCUCUGGAGCCAGUGGAUCUCCGUUCAGCAUCUGUGUACAAUGCAAACUCAUUCAUGAACACAAUAGAAGGAGCAGUUGCUCCUCCUUGUAUGCCAUCCUCUACACUUUUCCGAUCUGUCCAUAAUCAGGGUGUUUAUCCUAAAGACAAUAAAAUGGACACAAGGUCAUCACCAGACGCUGUGGUCAAUGGUCAAGAUCUCGUGCAGCACUCUCUCAACCACAGAGACAGCUCUGUGAUAAAGAGUGCUGGACCUGGUGUUCGGGACAACAUUAACUUGGAUGGGAACAUGACUCCCAAUGUGUUACACAACAGUAAUAAGACCCCUGAUAUGAAUGGCAGUGUCUGGGGACACUGUGGGAAGGGUCCCCCUGCUUACCAUCAACGAGGGAGUUUAGGAUCAGGGUCUGACCGUGGAACAAGUCCUGCUCAGUCAGAUCUCAGUGCUUCAGAACUGUCCAGCGGAACUCCUAAUAAGAACGAUCUUGUGAUGAACACAAGGACAAGUCCCAAGAUCACCGGAGUUCCAGCCUCUGUCAUUCAUUCCAAUCCAUCCUGUGACAAACAACAGCAACAUCAACAGCAGUCUGUGAUGGGGGGCAUUCCUGUCCCUGUUGUGAAGGCAUCGCCAUGGGUAACCACCCAUCACUACAACAACAAUGCCUACACAGACAAGGACUGGGGCGCUGGCUCUGACAUGUAUGCAUGUGCAUCCAAGAGAGCUAUGUUGGCUGACAGUGUGGCUCAUCAGAAGCACCUGGCACUGAAGAGCGUCACAGACAGGGGAGAUAAUCCAUUACUUAGUUUCUCUGAGAUGACCCACACAUUACUAAGUAGCACCCACUGAUAGAGGCCAACAUGAAACUACAUGUGUCAAAAUGAACACUUUUUAUAUUCUAAGUGUCAGGAAUCAAGGUUUGCUUAUGACCUUGACCUAUUUUGUUGACCUUGGACUAAAGCACAGUAACUCACUGGAUAUUUCCACCAGUGACUUCUGUCAAAUGUCAGCAAAUAAAUUUCUAAGGUUUAUAUGUUGUUAAUCACAAUGACCUUGACCUUAUUUAUUUAAGUCAGUUUGAUAUGGUUGCCAUGUGAGAUGAGGCAUGGUUCCACACUGCAAGAACUUAUUGUGGUAUGAGUGUAAAUACACUGUUUAUGUUAACCAAAAUGUAUCAUUAAAGAGAAUCUAUGUCACAAUAUUUUUCUCGUCCUUUAUGAUCCAUUACAAUUUUACCUCGUUAUUUAAACUUCAAGCCACAUAGAUAAUAUAAGUCCCAUCAGGAUGGCUUUAGUGAGGGAUCAUUCCUUAUAGCAUGGAGGCAUAAUGCUAAACACUUUAUUCUCAUAUACUUUAAGUACAAGUAUAUGCAGUUUCAUUAGUGCUAUUGAUAUGGUCACUGAUAUUAUUUUUUGUUGUAUGUUUUGUUUAGGUUUGCUUAUAUACAGCCUAAUUUACAGAGUCAUUUUUAAGAUUUUAUUUACAAAGCUUUUCACCAAAUAUUGUCAUAUGGAUUUCAGCUUUAAGGUGUGUUACAUUGAAUGCACUUGCUCCUAAAAAUAUCCUCUAAACAUAUUUCCUUUGAAUUGACAAGAAAUUUGGCUUGCAGUUUGGUCAAUGACCAAAUCAAUUAAAUGACAGUGUUCUCUAUAGCCAACAUAUUUUUUUUCAAUAUUUGCAGUAUAUUUUUGGACAACUCAGCGGAUGUAUACAUGUUUGUGAUAUUGUGUUCAAGUCGUUAAACGUAUGAAAGAGGACUCAGUGUUGUAUUAAGUGUAGAGACUGGAAUACUGUAGCUAUUUAUAUUGUCGUUUUCUCAACUGAUUAACAAGUGAAGUCACACUACAGUAUCAAAAUUUAUCUGAUAAUAUUUGCUCAAAUUAAAGAAAAUAUUCCUGUAAAUAGGUAAACAAUAGCGGUGACACCAAUUAUGUUCUGCUUCUAGCCUGCAUUGAUGCAUGUUGGUUUGUUUAUUGUCCAUGAGUUUCAGCAAUGUUGAUAUGUCUAUGACAAGCAUCUCCUGUUUAUGUUGUGUAUAUUAUUUUGACAAUCCAAUGAAGCACUCAGUAUUGUUGUUUUCAUAUGCCAAUGCUUCUUGUGUCCUUCUAUAAUUUCUAUUGCUUUUGCCAAAUGACAAGUGCUAUGAUUUUAUUUACAGCUUUUCUCAGCAUGCUCCAUAUGUUUUGUUUGUAUAUUUUGUUGACAAAAUAUAUUUUGAAAGGUUAUCCUAUUUUCAUUUGGUGUUGCCAGGAUUAUCACAACUUCUAAAUACAAAAGGAUUUAAGGAGUGUUCAGCAUCUUACUUCAUCCUCAUUUCCUUUUUAUGAUGUUAUUAAUUAUAAUAAUUUGUCAGUCAUAAGAUAAAUUUAUUAUUAUAGGAGUUCAUUUAUGAACUGAAAAAUCUAUAUUUAAUAAUAUCAACCAACUUGUUUUCCUGGAAACCCAUUUUGCACAUCAAACGAAUUCCCAGAUAUUUAUGUUCGUCAGUUUCUUAAGAAUAAAAUAACAUGAAGGAUGUUUAGCUGAGCAUGACUAAAGGAUAAUACCAUGGAUCUCAGUUUUCGUUUACAUAUUCAUGGUUUUCAGUUUCCCGUAUGGGUAUUCUGAGGGUUGGCAUUUAUACUCAUUCUGGUUAUUAUGAAGGUCAGUCUUCGGGUUAACAGUAGGUUACUAUAUUGUAAGUAAUAUAUAGGCCAUGUUUGAUGACUUCUCUUGAUAUGUUUGUUCAUUUCUGGUUCUAAGAAUUAAGAACAAAAUACAGCAAAGGAUUUAAAGUGAUAUAGGAACGUGACUAAGACAUAUUUAUCAUAAUAAAUCUGAAAUGUUACUGUAUAUAUGAAUGUUUAAGAACAUCCAUUGCAACCUAUAGGUGCUGAAAUAGUUAUUAAAACUCUCACAUCAUCUUUGUCGUUCAACAUCAUCAGGGUCAUUAUCGUCAUCAUCAUUAUCAUCACCAUGUUCAUCAUCAUCAUGUAUUUAUUAAGUCCCAGGCUCAAAGUUGUAAUUAGUGGUUGUACAUAUGUAUUAUUUUGUUAAAGUGUCGAAAUGUGUGUUUAGUUUGUGAUGGGAAACAUCAGUGUUGACUGCACUGAAAUGAUACAACGCAACCUGGCGAGCAUCUUGCCAUGACCUUGUAUGACCUUGGGAUACAUGUGACCUCGACCCAGAAAAGUCUCAAACUUGCCAUAAUAAUUUAUCUUCAUUUCCAUGAAUCUUGUGAAUAAAGUUGAGAAACUGGA
Molecule: messenger RNA, 5218 nt
Organism: Haliotis rubra (blacklip abalone)
Lineage: Eukaryota; Metazoa; Mollusca; Gastropoda; Lepetellida; Haliotidae
Product: single-minded homolog 1-like
Biological process (GO): regulation of transcription by RNA polymerase II
Cellular component (GO): aryl hydrocarbon receptor complex; transcription regulator complex; nucleus
Molecular function (GO): transcription cis-regulatory region binding; nuclear receptor activity; protein dimerization activity
Source: RefSeq, a predicted model, not a curated record